CAAUCCAUGCAGAGCUACUCGGGCACAGACUUCGUCCUUCAUGCUCUACUUUUACGCUCUCUUGACGAUCUCUCGCUUUGGGCCACGCUCCUGGUAUGGGCGGUCCGCAUCCUUACCGUCUCUCUCCUCCUCCGGACGUACAUAGGACCGGCGGUAGUGAGCCUCGUCUCGACUCGCCUUCGUGUCCGAAGCAUCAGUUUGCGCUCCAUCCGCGGCGUAUACUUCAAGGCCGGCCAUGGGACAUGGAGGGUCGAACGCAUAGGGAUCUCGUACCACCGGCCAUCCUCGGGAUAUGCGACCCGCUUCUCCUUCCAAGUGCAAGGGCUGUCUCUCGAACUGGAUAGUGUUUCUACCAUCCGAAGCUCCAUCCGACACAAGGUACGCAAGCCGCGUCCGACGCCUUCGCGCCUUGCCCGCCGUCUAUGGAUGAUCGUAUGUGCCCUGCUAUCCUCCCUCUACAACUACGUGGAACCCCACGUCCGUCCCACGAUACGGACGUUCGUCGUCACCACGCUCCGCCUUGCUAUCUCCGCGCUCCCGACCCUGACGAAUGGACUGGACUUUGAGCUCGAACACGCGACGGUCUCGCAUUCGUCCAUCGCUGGGGUGCGGUGGUCCGUGGGCCAUGCAAAGCUGCAUUCCGCAGUCUCGCUCGCGUACCUGCCCAGCGUGGUCUCCGUGGACAGCACGAAGGUACCGACUGGACAUAGGAGGUUCGCGAGUGUCGCGGAUUGGAAUGCGAGGCUGAAGGGGAGCUUCCGGAGGACGUGGGACCGAGCCUGGGGCGCGACCCAAGUCUCUGCCUCUAUCACACUUCAGGUGAACGCGAUCAGUGGGCAUGCGGACAAGAGCAGCGAGAUGUUUGCUGGUUCGCACCGAGGGCACUACUUCUUGGAUGUGCCUUCAGUACAAUGGUCCCUAUCAGGACGUCUCAACCCUCAGCAGGGCGUGCAACCCCGCAGCGUGGAGAUGUCUCUUGACCUCGGAAAGAUUAACAUUCAGCUGGACGUGGUGCAGAAGUUGCUGAAGACGAUGAAGCAACGCCGUGAGGCACAGGAGGGAGGUGGGGGCGACGUGAUCCGAGGAACGGGCAUGAACGAGGCGUCGUCUGCUCCCCUGUCUGCAACUUCCCAACCAUCCACUGGCAAUCGGGCAGCCUGGAGGUCUCCGCUGUCCCCCUCCUCCCCUCUCAUGGGAGCGCUUUCUGCUUCCAUGCGUUGGAGACGGGCUGCUAAACAGAGUCGGGACUUGAAGACGCGCUCACGUGCGGGCGGUAAACCUAUGAUGUACAUUGUGUAUAUCAAGUCCGUGGAGGUCAACAUUCCUCAGCUGACUGCAAGCAUGCAACCACAAGCGGCGAACGGAGCCGGCGGCGCAGUUCUGUACGGAACAAUACAGCAGAUCAACUUGCGUGCUGGCCUCAGCCACCCUGAAAGCAACGACGUGCAUAAGGAAUGGCUUGGUAUCAAGACUGUUACCAGUACUGAGCCCACAGCUGACGCCUACUCGGUGGUUCUCGAGGCGAAGAAGCUUACUCUCGACAGGAACGGUAUUGGCGAGCUCAUGGAGCACCUGCGGAUAACCACUCUGGACUCUUUCAAAUGGCACUCGCUGCUUUCCCAGUGGCCCUCACCGUGGGUCACUGCAGGUCCCGCUCUUCUUGCCGGAGAUCCCAAUGCUCAUCUCCUCGUUUCCAAUCUCUCUCUGGCUACUGUGGAGGUGACAGAGCGAUUAGACAUAUUGGAGGGUCUUAUUGGUAAAGAACGAUCGAUAGAGAAGACCGUCCACGGCCAGUCCCUCCUUCCUCCGAUGCUCAGCCCGAUGCCUCGUGUCUCUUUCGGCGUUCAUGUAGGCGAGGUCUCUUUGCGUCUUAUUUCGCCUACUAGCGAGUCCGACCAGGACCCAUUCGUCUUAGAAGCACGGACAGACGGCAUCGCUGCUUCGCUGCAGUCUCACUUCACCGCUCGCCCAGACCAUCGUUACGGCAAUGUCGAACGAGACUUUACCGGCCUUGACAUGGAGUUCCGCUACGGCCUCACCUUGAACCCAUUGUACACCAAGAUGUGGUUUGGACCCGACGCUCAUGCGCGAGGAGCGCAUCCCCAGGACUUCCCCGCUCCGUCGUACCCUAGCGAGACCCUCCUGCAGGUGGAUGCGGUGCACGCUGGUGGGACGGGACACGGCCUCGGCGAGUUCGCGGAUGAAGCGGCAGGCAUCGUGUCUGUGGAUACCGCAACCAUAUACACCCACUGUCAGAUUGCCACGGACGCCGUCUCUGUUGAGCUCUGGCAACCAGAUGUGAUCAAGUCACUGGCUCGUAUUUUGUCCCGCCUGAAUGGCAAUCCGAAGCCGAAGACACCGAAGCCUUCCCGUCGCGUCCUGGACGAGCUCCCCUUUGGUGUCGAUGUCUCCAUUGCGAUUGGUCGGUUUAGCGUAUUCUUGACUUCGCCUGACCUUGCUCCAGAUGACACCCUCAAUAUAUCGCGCGGGAUUGCGUCACGCAUGGGCAUUUCGAUCACCUACAAUGCGCUGCAAAAGCAUCAUUGCUCGCGGUUGUCGGCCGUCUUUUCGCGCGAUCAGCAGCGGUCGGAGCUCUCGCUACCCAAGGAGCUGAUCUUACAUGUCGUCCGCGAGCAUAGUACGCCUGCAGCCUUCGACACCGCACGUGCCUUGAUCCAAGUGUCCUUGUGGGACAUAGUCCUGCGAGACGCCUUCGCCACACCCUUCGCCGCCGACGACCCAUAUGGCCUCGGAGAUCAAAGUGUCCAUCAUCGCUCGCUGGAGUUCCUGCAUGUCGAUAAUUGCGACAUCCAUGCUGUUAUAUCUGGUCAACGACCCAACGGCGUUCCUCUUCCGAAGUCUAUGGACGAUUGCCAUGUCGAGAUCACCAUUCCGAAGGUCCGGGUCAAGAUGAACCUCAGUCAAGUGUACAAUGCCCUCCUCGCAGCCCACACUGUCCAGACGCUCCUUCCUUCACCCCCGAGAUCUGCCGCUGCCGCUCCUGGUGCAUCUUCGACGCUUCGUUUGCAUUUGCAAGUUCGACACCAGCAGCUGCAGCUACUCUGGCGCUUCCCCCUCUUGGGCAAGAUGUUCCUACGGCUCUCUGCGCUGGAGUGCGAUAUCGGACCUGAUCGCAAUGUUACCGUGAGAUGGGAUCAUAUCCUCACUGCUGUGAACGUUACUGCUCGUCACGAGGGUCAUGAGCAGGAAGAGUGGGAGGAGCUGAUGAGACUACCACGAUGGAAAGUUGAGGUAAACCCAGGCGUCAAACCCGUCCUAAUCAGAGUUAAGGGAGACAGCGGCCGUUUGCGGAUACCGUUCGACUUCGUUCUGGCCGACUUGAUCUUGGACCUCAACCUCACCAUCAAGAGUGUCAAGCAUCUUGUGCGCCUAGUGCGCUCUGGCAGGUACGAGGAUCCUCCGCCUCCCCCUGCGGAAGAUGCGAAGCAACUCCCGGACAUCCGCAUCGAGCUUGGACGGCUUGUCGUGGAAGCCGCUGACGACGAACACGAGGCCAGGAUGGCUUUAAUCUGGAGGACCGGGUUCAACGCUGCCAAGGUGCGGCGAGAGCGCGAGGAGGCCUUCCAGGCCAAGGUGGAGACGAUCACCUCGCCCAAGCCUUCAUCAGUGUCUACGUUGCGCAGCGACUCUGACUUCCAGUUCUCAUCGAAACACACUGUAUCGAUCACCGAUGCGCGAAAUCGGCUUGACCAGGUUCAUACCACAGCGUGGAGAGCGGCAAUGGACCAAGCGUUCUCCAAACAGACUGAGCGCGAAGAAGCGCACUGGCAGAAUCCCAUAGGUUCUCUCCGUAUCCCUACCGCCCUCAAACAUGAUAUGGUCACUGUUAACAGCGUACUCCCCGUUCCGCCACUCGUUCGACUCGCUUUUAAUCAGCUCUCGCUCGCUAUCACCCCACCCUCUUUCCCUUACAGCGCUAUCCCUGACUACCUCCAUGAAGUCGGUAAUGGCUUGCCCCGCGACACCCAAUACUCCCUGCUUGUCCCCAUGCACAUCCACUUCACGGUUACAUCCUUGCGUCUCGCAUUCCGCUCAUACCCCCUUCCACUGCUUCAUAUACCCCCUCAUUCUAAGGGUCACACACCGGCACUGGACUUCGACACGGAGCUCGUCAUUGCGGAGGAGAUAGGCACAGAGAACUCUGUAGAGUGGGUUCCGUGCGAGAUCGUUAAAGCCCAUAGCGGGAUGCAUGGCGCAGCGCCGAUCUCUUUGAGGAUACCGAAAACGCUCAUGCCUGUCAAGACGUAUGCGCGGCCAACCAUUCGUGUACUGACGGAUGGUACCACGGACUUCUCGUGGGGUGUCAGCUACCAGCCCGCGACUCAAGACCUCAUGAGAGUGCUCGAUACGUUGUCGCACGCGCCUCGUGAUAGCUCACCUGCUAUCGGCUUCUGGGACAAGUUGAGAUUGAUCUUGCACUGGCGGGUGAAGGUUCUGUUCAGGGGUGAAGUCCACCUCCACAUGAAGGGCUCGCGUGAUCCAUUCCAGCUAGAUGGUCACGGAGCAGGUUUUGCCUUUUGUUGGAAAGGCAGCCCUCAGCUACUCAUCGGACAGCCUAAUGGUGCCUCGGAACUCAUUCAAGUCAUCAGCGAUUCCAUGUCGAUCAUCAUACCAAACACCAAAGACACGUAUGGUGAUGGGACCAAGAAACCGAGUACCAAGGAUGAUACUGCCAGACCAGCUCCGAUAAUCUGUGCGAAGUUCCGUUCUGGCACUUGCUUCGGUGUUAGAUUUGUCCUUGAGCGGACUUGCGGACCCGAAUGUGGUAAUUGCAGUGGGAAACCCUUCGACCGCCAGUGUCGUAUGUACCACUUCAAGCCUCACUAUGAUGUCAAACUAGAGUGGAAAGAUCAAAUACCAGUGAUCAAGUCUCAAAACGACUCGUACAACGGGUUCCGUUCCGACUUCAUUCAUAUGUCGAUAUCAUUGACCUCCGGGUUGCGCAAGACCGCGCAUAUUCAGCCGAACAAUCUCCAUCUCUCCCCGACCGUCUUUGAGCACUUCUGGUCCUGGUGGCAUCUGUUCAAUGGAGCCCUGUCACUUCCCGUGCGACAAGGCAAGCUGUAUCCUCGGAAACGACCUAUCUCUCCCAAGUUCGGGCAACAUCUCUCUACCCUCAAGUAUCUUGUCUCGGUUCCUAAAGUGUUCAUCUCGCACGUCUACGUAGACGACUCGCAAGAUGCUUGGGCCGACGGAGUGACCCCUUAUGUUGGUGUAAAGGCGCUGAUCAACGAGUUCCAUGCGGAUUUGCAUCAGCGGGACACGGAAAGAACAGAGGUUACGCAUGGUGGGACGAAGACCAUUCAUCACAAGCCGUUCUACGCCAUUGAGGUCGUACUCAAAGGCCUCGAUCUGCGUGCCAUGUUGGCUGUGUUCUCGGACCCGCUGAAACAGUGUACUCCUAUCGAGUACUCUCCCCUGGUCAGUAAUUACCGCACACGAAAUGAUCUACCGUCUAUCCCUCUGCACUCGAGUUGGGUGGACAUGGAUGACUUCGCCUUCGUCAAGACGGAGAGAACCUCGGUUCCGGAUGUGCAUCUCCUCCCUGCUGUCUCAUGUCCCCGUUUCACCUACUUCAAGCAAGAGGAUUCUGGUGCUCCUGAUCGCAAAGCCACUUCGGCCUCCCGCAGCAAAUUCGGUGCUGAAGACACCCACGUGUGCUUCAUCGGCAAGGAACCUUCUGUGUCGCAGGUGCAGAUGGAUCUGGUUUCCGAACGGAUCGACCGGCUGCAUGAGAAGGCUCGCCAACAACCUGACGGACUACACGAUCAUGCUAGUGCACAUUCUCACGACAAUGACUCUCACGAGAAUGGUGAUGCUAGGCGCGCUGGGAGCGAUCUACCGAGGAUGAUCUCGCUCCUUGAAAGUUACAAGACACAACUCCGUAAUAUCGACAAGGCGGCUCAGGCUACGGCGGCUCGCAACAGGAACUCGAGCUACUACAUGCCUACCGAUCUGGUCACUCCUGAGGAAUGGGCCGAGUUUGACAACGUAUACCAGAUGCACAAUCCGCAUAUCAUCAUGGACAAUGCGAUCCGAGAUAUCAUGAUGCAAUACUAUUACUGCUCUCGAUCACGGAGAGGCUUCGAAUAUCAUAUGGCUCAGCGUGCUGUGAAGUUCAUUCGCGACCAAGCACAAGCAUCUUUUGCCGAGUUCCAACGCGAGACGGAUAAGCAUUCCGGACCUUCCUUAAGCGCACAUGCAGCGGCAGCAAAGAUCAAGACGUUCUUGACAGGCGACAGCGCUGGGGACACCCCUGUUGAAUUCGCGCCUCAAACAGUGUCUAAGCUCUCUCCUACUGUAGAUCCUCUCUACGGUUGGGCCGAGGGAGUGUCUGUGAGGAAGGGACACUUCUGUUUACUGCUCAAGCCGCAAAUCGUCCUUCGUAGCAAUGAUGAUCGCGAGUCUGUGUGCGUUCUUGCUGCGGUACAGGGGAAGUUGAAGACGUUUGCCAUCAUGGACGACGCCAACGUCAACGAUCCCGUCAGCGGCAAGAUCAUGAACAGGAACUUUGCGUGGCUGACAGGACUGCAGACGUUUUCUCCUUCUGCGACGAAUACCUCUGGCAAGGACUACGUUCCGCUAGAAGUCCUCGUCGACCUGCGGGCAGACAACAGCGACUUUGAUCGCCUUGUCCCACAAACAGACGCCACGUUCCAGUAUGACAAGUUCAAUCGCCUGCGCUUGCGGAACGAUACUACUGCGGUCGCAAAAUCCGUUGAGCACAAGCACGCUCACCUGCAGAAUCAGACGGAUCUCAUCCGAGUUCACGUUCCCAGAUUCACCGUCUCAGCAAACGAUCGUCACUUCCAGGCCAUCUCCAACAUUGUCACGAAACUCCUGCUCUUCACCGAUGCCGCCCACAAGACGCGUGCGGAGAAGCUCGAGAACCUCUUGUUCAGCUAUGACUUUACGAACUUCACCUCUGCAGCCGACGUCGUAGCGGGGAUGCAGCACCGGCUCCGCCAAGCCCUGGAGACCAAGGUCGACGCCGAGCAGAAACUGCGUGGAUUAGGCAACCCCGGCCGCGUCGAGCUUCUCAAGAUCGACGCCCACAUCCUCCUGCUGAUCGAGGAACUCAACUUGAUCUUCGAUGCCAUUAAACUUGCCCAGGACAAAGCGAGCAGCGAGUCCGAUCAGAAGUCUGCGCUGCUGCUCCACGCAUCGUCCGAAGAGCUGUCGUGGCGUAUGCUCGACCAACACGACCAGCUCCUGGCCAAAGUUGCUAUCCGGGUGACGGACUACUACUGGCUCAGCAGGCACGACAGUUCGACGGUGAACAACUUGGCCGUGGGCGACUUGCAGGCGUUCGAUGGCGCUGCAGAUGCAGAGUGGACAGAGAUCCUUUCAAAGUACGACGAGCCGUCUACGCAUCCUCUCGUAAAGCGCAAGCUCUUCUUGCUGGCUCACUGGACCGUACUACCUCCCGUCGGGGGUAUAACGAUCUACGAGGACUUCGAGCUCUCACUUCACCCCAUGCGCCUUCAGAUCGACACCCGCGUCGGGCGGAAGAUCAUGUGCUACGUCUGGCCUUCACGCCGGGACCGCCCCCAGAGCCCGACGGAGACCGAGUCCUUCGCCGUUCCAGACGACGACGACGUCGACGAGAAGAGGCCCAAGGGUCUCCCCGCGGUCACGUACACCACCUCCCCGCGAUCCGCUUCCUUCGAUCUCUACCCGACCCGCAAGUCUCUGGACCUGAACAGGCUCGCGCCCCCGCCGGCCCUGCGGAGACUGGGCACCUCGCGCUCGUUCACGGAUCUGCGGAAGGAGCGCCAGGACUCGCUGCAGGUGCCGAGGAUCCAGCGCAUGAACUCGAGCGGGAACCUGAGGGCGAACUCGAGCGUGAACCUGCGGACUAACUCGACGGACGGAUGGGGGAUGACGAAGGCGGCGUCGAUGGGCACGACGAAGUCGGCACACCAGUCUAAGGACAAGCUGCGGAGCAAGGAGACCGACGACGCGAUGGAGAUGAAGACGAGGGCGUCGCAGAAGACGUUCGUCCGGGUCAAGAUCGCGAGCUUGCAUCUCUUGUUAAGCAUCGCGAAGGAGGACUCGUUCUUGUGCCGCGAUGCGCGAAUACGGACUCGCGACCUGGAGUAUCGUAAUCGGACGUGGAGUUUCGAGGAGCUAGUUGAACAGUUCAUCCCCUCCGGCCGGAACUGGCGCGGCUGGGUCAAGGUGGCUUUCCAGCAGCCACUGGUACCGGUACUGCCUGUCGCGCGCGAGCUGAUCACCAAGACGAAGUGGAUCGCGAAAAAGGACACUCAUCUGACGGACCGACCGAGCCGGCCCAGCACGCCGAAGCUGCUGAGGGCCAAACGGCCGACGGCCGCCGGCGACUUGGACGGGCCCCGGAAGUCCGGUGACAAAUCCACCGCUAUCCUCACGGAUCCUUCGUUCCUUACGAGCGAGCCCGAGGCGCUUCGGGACGCCACGAUGCAGCCAAAGCGGGAGGGCGGGGUGCGCAAACGGGCGAUGAGCCUCUUCCGGCGCAAACACCGCCAUGGAAACGACAGCACAGAUACCUCAGAGGCGAGUGGAAGCAUUACGAGCGUCUCUAGCCAUAUCAUGCUGAACUCCAGGCAGCUGCCCCACCGCCCUUCCGUGUCGUCCAUUCCUGAGGGUUUUGUAGCGGGUCCUUCGCGUCGGGUGAACGGCACAUCAAGCACACUCCACCAGCGUUCCCAUCAUUCGCUGCGACACCCACCGGACGGAUACUUUGCGGAGGGACAGCAGGCCGAGCUUCGGGUACCCAACAAUGGCCAUGGCGACUUGGAGGGCAGUCAGAUAAACCUCGCCCUCCGACAGAUUGAGGGCGACGACUAUGACAGGUCGGACUCCGAGGAUGAACACCACCACGAUGACAUUGUAGAGCAUCUGGAUGUUAUAGAUCCUCAGGUUUCUACCGUGUCCACUCUGACUAAUGCCGCCAAUGCAAUCGUGGUUCCUCCGUUGUCCUUCUACUCAAGAAAACCCGUCAUCGUCCUUCCACGGCCCAAGAGAAAGAAGAAGAAACAAAAUGAUGUGGAGAAGGGCACCGCCACCACGGAGGAAGAGAACCUCCAUGAAGAUGCCCUGGACGAGCACGUCCAUGACGUGCUCAACAAACGCGACAAAUUUCGGAGGAUAAUGGCUGGCGUGUGGUCCUUUCUGAAGACUCCAUUGGGAAUCGUCACCGCCAUCUACGGAUUCAACGUCGUAUUCUGGGGAUGCGGCAUUGUCGUUUUCCUCAUACCACUCUGGGAUGUGCACAACGACCUUCAACAGGGCUAUUGGGUCGAGCUUUGUCAGCAAGUGGAGACCGGUCUCUUCACGGUGACGAGUAUUGGAUUUAUUCCAUUCCGAGUCAUGGAUACAUAUCGAAUUUGCAAGAUCUGGUACUACCAGCGCAAGAUCCUUCAACUGCGGCAGAAGGCCGGCUUGCUCGACCUGUACGAUCCAGACGAUUUACCAGACCCUGUCUACGACAAGAAUUACGUCCAAGUUUUGAGCGACAAGGAGCAAAUCGACUUGCAUUAUCAGCAACACCAGUUCAUGAAGUCUCAGACGUGGUAUCGACCGCAUGGCACGCAGACCCAUAGAGCCUUUCCUAUCGCACUCGCGCUCUGGAUAUGCAUAUGCAACGACCUGAACUCCUUUUUCCAGUGCCUCCUGAGCGGCACGAUGUGGGGUCUCGAUCGCUUCCAGCGGCCAGCUUGGACGACGGGCACCACACUGCCACUAUCCUUCCUCGCAGGCAUCGCCGCUGGGGUGCUCAUCUACUGGGGCGGGCGCAAGACCCGGCGGACGCAGCAAGUCGAGGACCGGCUGCGCCUCGCGCUCGACAUGGAGACCGACGCCAAGAGCCACCGUGAAGAGCGCUCCGGUUCAGCAUCGCUCAGCGCCACAGAGGAGGGCGUGCAGCAACCUCCACGGGCACUCGAGGGGGCGCAGACGUCGUCGAAGGUCGCCUCGCCGGCCGCGUCUGAGACGAACUUGGCCCCUGCCGCCGUCGACUAUGCUGCGGGUGGAGGCCAGACGGCGACCAUCCCGGAGGAGGCGCCGCAGGCGAGGGAGCGCAAGCCGUCCUCCGCUUCCUUGAUGUUCUCCGAGGAGAUGGUGGUGCCGCUCGCCGAAGACAUCCAUAACCGCUAGAAUGUACCAUAGGGGCCGACGAUACCUGCUGGCUUUCGCGGGUUUGUUGCUGUACUUUGAUCUAACAUCAUCUUGUGUAUCUUGCGGGUUUGGGCUUCGCCGUUCUUCGUGUCUGUCUGUACUCUCAAUGUACUUACCUCCGUUUACACGAGCUUUGACUCGACCUUUUCUGGUUCACAUCACACCAACACACUGCACCAUUUUUACAUUUACGACUUCUUGCAUACACACGACUUCUUAUGACAGUUGUUAAUGCUUUCACGCACUCGCUCGCCUGAAGGUGUUCAUGAACCACCGUGAGAUCGCAAUGCGUUACGGAUACAUGAUGCUCGUCAUCGUGACUACUAUACAUGAGUGCCGUUGAAAGCACUUUUGAGGAUUGUUGAAAUCCGCCCAAAUACACCACCACCAAACCGUCCAUCAUAGAAACCAAUGAGGCCCAGAGCCCCCGCCGUUGCGGGACGUACCCUGGUCCCAAGGUGCCUUCACGCGGCUAGCCACGCCAACAGACGCGCCCGCCCGAAUGCCCCGCCGCGGAGAAGCGACGAACAAAGACGGAGCGGGAGCGUCACCCUUGACGUCGGCGGUGGCUAUAACGGCCGCGGGAGCGGCACCGGCACCCACACGGCUACACGUUUUCUGCUUAUCAUCCACACGACUGCACAACAAUUGGGCCGAGAUAUUGCAGGACACCUCGUUGAGAGUGCGCUGAUAAGUUACUGGGGUAGGACCGUAACGCGGGCGCUGUUGAAGCGCAAGGACUGCGUCGCCCGCCUACGCGUACGUCUGGCGGGCCCAGCGCGCGGCGUUGACGAGGUUGACGAGCGAGGCCUCGGUCUCGGACCAGCCGCGGGUCUUCAGGCCGCAGUCGGGGUUGAUGACGAGGAGGUCGGCGGGGAGGGUGCCGAGCAUCGCCGCGAUGCGCUCCUUGAUCUCCUCCUCGGACGGCACACGGGGCGAGUGGAUGUCGUAGACGCCAGGGCCGAUCUGGUUCGAGUAGCCGUAGUGCUUGAAGGUGUUGAGGAGCUUGAGGUCGCUCUUCGACGCCUCGAUGGAGAUGACGUCCGCAUCCAGCGCCUGGAUCGAAGGGAAGAUGUCGUCGAAGUCGGAGUAGCAGAAGUGCGAGUGGGUCUGGAGCGCGUCAGUGACACCAGCGGUCGCGAGCUUGAACGACGGGAGGGCCCAGUCGAGGUACGCCUGCCAGUCGGCCUUGCGUAGAGGGAGGCCCUCGCGGAGAGCGGGCUCGUCAACCUGGACGGCCUUGAUGCCAGCCUUCUCAAGGUCGAUGACCUCGUCGCGCAGAGCGAGCGCGAGCUGCUUGCACUGGAGCUCACGAGAGACAUCGGCACGAGGGAACGACCAGUUGAGGAUGGUAACGGGCCCGGUAAGCAUACCCUUCAUAGGCUUGCUGGUAAGGCUCUGAGCGUAGCUACUCCAACGAACAGUGAUCGGCUUCGGGCGGCUGACGUCCGAGACGAUGAUGGGCGGACGGACGUAGCGAGAGCCGUACGACUGCACCCAGCCGUUCUGGGUAAAGACGAAGCCCUCGAACUGCUCGCCGAAGUAUUGAACCAUGUCGUUGCGCUCGGGC
Dichomitus squalens LYAD-421 SS1 is the source of this 11749-nucleotide messenger RNA. RefSeq lists its product as uncharacterized. The transcript has 30 exons. Bases 7 to 10158 code for a protein of 3383 amino acids. NCBI's taxonomy places the organism in Eukaryota, Fungi, Basidiomycota, Agaricomycetes, Polyporales, Polyporaceae. The record is from RefSeq and is a predicted model, not a curated record.